UUCGGGAUUCGGGAUUCGGGAUUCGGUCGCAAACAAGAAGGCCGAACAAGGUUCCGCAUCAGCUGCUGCUCUGACGCAGCCUUUUAUGCCCCAGUCUGCGCUGCGUCCCAGGUGUUCCGUGUCGGCUCGGAGGUGUGGGCGUGGCACAUAGUACAUGUGAAUGAACGUAUGGCCCGCCGUGUUGCAGUGAUCGGUGCUGGCAGUUCCGGGCUGACCUGCAUCAAGUGCUGCCUCGAGGAGGGACUGGAGCCAGUGUGCUUUGAGAGCAGCGAUGACAUCGGAGGCUUGUGGAGGUUCAAGGAGAUUCCAGAACCGGAGCGCUCCAGCACAUACCGAUCACUUGUGACCAACACCUCCAAGGAGAUGAUGUGUUUCAGCGACUUGCCCAUGCCGGCCCACUUCCCUAAUUUCAUGCACAACUCCCAGCUACUGCAGUACCUCCAGCUCUACGCUGCUCAUUUUAACCUUCUGCAGCACAUUCACUUCCAGACCACAGUCCUCAGUGUGAAACAGAGUCCUGACUUUGCCUGCUCUGGGCAGUGGGAAGUGCUCACUGAGGACAGAGAUGGGCUCAAAAAGAUCCAUAUUUUCGAUGCUGUCCUGGUGUGUACAGGUCACUACACAAAGCCUGUCAUGCCACUGAAGGACUUUCCAGGCUUUGAGACCUUCAAGGGGGAGUACUGUCACAGCAGCGAAUACAAAGAUCCAGAGCCUUACAAGGGAAAGAAAGUUGUGGUUGUAGGGAUUGGGAACUCUGGUGCAGACAUUGCCGUUGAGCUCAGCAGAGUUGCAAAGAAGACCUUCGUCAGUACUCGGCAGGGGGCUUGGGUCAUAAGGCGCACUUCCCACAAGGGGUGCCCUUUUGACAUAACUGCGUUCACUCGUCUUCUAGAUCUACAGGGCUUAUUACUUCCCAGGCAUCUCAUCAACUGGGUCAGCGAGAGGGAGCUAAAUCAGAAAUAUGAUCACCGGUUAUACGGCCUCAUGCCUAAACACAGGUUGUUCGACCAGAUACCUGUAAUCAAUGAUGACCUUCCUGCCUGCAUCCUUCUUGGGGUUGUGGUCAUGAAGCCACAUAUUCAGGAGUUUCAAGGCUCUACUGUGGCCUUUGUGAAUGGGACCAAAGAGGAACAAAUUGAUGCCGUAGUCUUCUGCACAGGCUACAACUGCAGCUUUCCGUUCCUCACCGCUUCUGUCUUUACUGGCCCUGGUCAUAAUUUGAACCUGUACAAGCAUAUCUUCCCACCUUCACUUGAGCACCCCACACUAGCCAUAAUAGGCCUGAUCGAACCCUGGGGCCCCAUCAUGCCUAUGGCGGAGAUGCAAGCUCGCUGGGCCACACAAGUAAUUACAGGUGUCAUCCAUCUCCCAUCAAAGGAAGCCAUUGAGACAGAGAUGAAAGGAAACAUGAAACGUUGUCCAAGUCCCAAACAUGGAAAUCUGCUGGUGAAAUACAUCCCCUAUAUGGACGAACUGGCAAAUGAGUUGGGAGUGCGGCCAAACAUCCUGAGGCUGCUGCUGACAGACCCUCGCCUGGGGUUCAGGGUGCUGUUUGGACCCUGCACCCCUUGUCAGUACCGACUGCGUGGGCCAGGAAAGUGGGCAGGUGCCCGGAAUGCCAUCCUGACGGUGUGGGACAGGGUGAGCAAACCAAUGAUGACACGAGUUGUACCAGAGUCCCGUCCUUCCAGACUACCAAAGUUGCUUGUUCUGAGUAUCCUGCUUGUAGCAGCCAUUUAUGCUGGAAAAAGGCAUUCUAAACUGCUGGAAAGCCCCAUGGCUGCCCUGAACAACUGGAGGAUGUACGUCCCAGCGGCGGUCCUUCGCGUGCUCAAAAUCUGAACCUAACAAGAGUUUGAACCUUACUUCUGCAGAAACCCUUACCUGUCAAUAACCUAAUUUUGCCUGACUGCCUCAUUUAUAUACAUAUGGCAAAAUGUAUUACAGAAUUCUCAAAAGUAAAUUUGAUAAUAAAAUACAAAAAUAAUACCAGACUAAUAUGUCAUAACACCAUGUCAUAUGCUGACCACAGACAGUGGCAUUCCUGGCAGUAACAGAAUUGUAACUUUAUUAGGAAUGUGUUUCUGAGUCAAUAGAUUCAUAAAAAGUGAUUUGUAAUUUUAUACACUUCAUAAUUUUAACAUUCUGCUACCCCUGAAUCCUUAACCACUGUAUGCUCAUCUAAUCUUCUAUAGUAAUCUGAAAAGUAAAUGCUCAGACAAAAUUAGGGUAAUUAAAAGAAUAAUAAAUGCUUUACUUUGUUAUUACAAAAGCGUUGUAAUUUUUAGUUUAAUAAUUAACAAUAAAAAAAUCACUGAAAGCAAACAGAUUAAAUGUGGACAUGCUCUUGCUGGUUAGACUAGGGAUAAUUGGUGUUUUAAUGUUCUUAUAAAAAGUUUUUAGAUUCUUGUGAAAUGCUGUCAAUUUAUUUGAAAUGAAGUCGCUCUAAUGCUGUCAUGUAAUGUAACGCUAUAGCUGUUAUGAGAUCAGUUUCGCAAUUUACUGUUUCCCAUAUAUUGUACUCUUGUAACAAAUUUACUGUAACAAUAAAAUUGUACAUCUCCUUGGAAAAGCUUUAGCUACUUUAAUAAUAAUGAAUGAAAGGUGAUCAUUCUGAAGUUUUUGGAAUAUGAAGAGUAGAGAAUAAUUAUAACCUGUUCACCGACGAUUUUCUGUUGAUUUUUACAGAAGUCUGUUAUAGCGGUGCUUUUGAAACUAAAUAAAAAAAUAUG
Messenger RNA from Scleropages formosus (Asian bonytongue), 2732 nucleotides. Its product is annotated as dimethylaniline monooxygenase [N-oxide-forming] 5-like. Gene Ontology annotation, molecular function: NADP binding; N,N-dimethylaniline monooxygenase activity; flavin adenine dinucleotide binding. The record is from RefSeq and is a predicted model, not a curated record. Bases 169 to 1842 code for a protein of 557 amino acids. NCBI's taxonomy places the organism in Eukaryota, Metazoa, Chordata, Actinopteri, Osteoglossiformes, Osteoglossidae. The transcript is spliced from 9 exons.